GGGACGUCCCAUAUAUAGUCAGAGCGACAGGACCCCGCUCAGUCCCUCUUUGGGUGACCUGUGUCUGUCUGGGGCCCUGUGAGACCGCUCUCAAGAUGCCUGAGCCAGGAAAGAAACCAGUCUCAGCCUUCAGCAAGAAGCCACGGUCGAUGGAGGUGGCCACGGGCAGCCCCGCGGUGUUCGAGGCCGAGACGGAGCGGGCAGGGGUGAAGGUGCGCUGGCAGCGUGGCGGCAGUGACAUCAGCGCCAGCGACAAGUACGGCCUGGUGGCCGAGGGCACGCGGCACACGCUGACAGUGCGGGAUGCGAGCCCCACCGACCAGGGCUCCUACGCGGUCAUUGCGGGCUCCUCCAAGGUCAAGUUUGACCUCAAGGUCACGGAAGCAGAGAAGGCAGAGCCCGUGCCGGCCCCUGCAGAGGUCCCUGGAGCCCCUGGAGAAGCCCUGGUCUCAGCCACUGAGCUGGAAGGAAGCACCCCAAGUUCCGAAGGGUCAAGCUCCGCAGCCCCUGAUGGUCCUGUCCCUGGGUGCCCUGGAGCACCCGAUGACCCCAUUGGCCUCUUCGUGACGCGGCCGCAGGAUGGCGAGGUGACUGCGGGCGGCAGCAUCACCUUCUCGGCCCGCGUGGCCGGAGCUAGUCUCCUGAAACCGCCCACCGUCAAGUGGUUCAAGGGCAAGUGGGUGGACCUGAGCAGCAAGGCGGGCCAGCACCUGCAGCUGCACGACAGCUACGACCGGGCCAGCAAGGUCUACCUGUUCGAGCUGCACAUCACCGAUGCCCAGGUGGCCUUCUCCGGUGGCUACCGCUGCGAGGUGUCCACCAAGGACAAAUUUGACAGCUCCAACUUCAACCUCACCGUCCACGAGGCCAUUGGCCCUGGAGACCUGGACCUCCGAUCCGCUUUCCGCCGCACGAGCCUGUCCGGAGGCGGUCGGCGGAUCAGUGACGGUCACGAGGAUGCGGGCAUUCUGGACUUCAGCUCACUGCUGAAGAAGAGAGACAGCUUCCGGGGUCUGCGGGACUCGAAGCUGGAGGCCCCGGCCGAGGAGGAUGUGUGGGCGCUCCUGCGGCAGGCACCGCCAUCCGAGUACGAGCGCAUUGCCUUCCAGCACGGCAUCACCGACCUGCGCGGCUUGCUCAAGAGGCUCAGGGGCCUGCGGUCCGACGAGCGGAAGAGCACGGCCUUUCAGAAGAAGCUGGAGCCGGCCUACCAGGUGAGCAAGGGCCACAAGAUCCGGCUGGCCGUGGAGCUGGCCGACCCCGACGCCGAGGUCAAGUGGCUGAAGAACGGCCAGGAGAUCCAGAUGAGCGGCAGCAAGUACAUCUUCGAGUCCGUCGGCAACAAGCGCACGCUGACCAUCAGCCAGUGCUCGCUGGCCGACGACGCGGCCUACCAGUGCGUGGUGGGGGGUGAGAAGUGCAGCACGGAGCUCUUCGUCAAAGAGCCGCCAGUACUGAUCACGCGCCCCCUGGAGGACCAGCUGGUGAUGGUGGGACAACGGGUGGAGUUCGAAUGUGAGGUGUCCGAGGAGGGGGCCCAGGUCAAAUGGCUGAAAGACGGGGUGGAGCUGACCCGGGAGGAGACCUUCAAAUACCGGUUCAAGAAGGACGGGCGGAGACACCACCUGAUCAUCAACGAGGCCACGCUGGAGGACGCGGGCCACUACGCGCUGCGCACCAGUGGGGGCCAGGCGCUGGCUGAGCUUAUCGUGCAGGAGAAGAAGCUGGAGGUGUACCAGAGCAUCGCCGACCUGACGGUGGGUGCCAAGGACCAGGCCGUGUUCAAGUGUGAGGUCUCGGACGAGAACGUGCGGGGCGUGUGGCUGAAGAACGGGCAGGAGCUGGUGCCCGACAGCCGCAUCAAGGUGUCGCACAUCGGGAGGGUCCACAAGCUGACCAUCGACGACGUGACGCCCGCCGAUGAGGCUGACUACAGCUUCGUGCCCGAGGGCUUCGCCUGCAACCUGUCAGCCAAGCUGCACUUCAUGGAGGUGAAGAUCGACUUCGUGCCCAGGCAGGAGCCGCCUAAGAUCCACCUGGACUGCCCAGGCCGCACACCGGACACCAUCGUGGUUGUGGCUGGGAACAAGCUGCGCCUGGAUGUCCCCAUCUCUGGGGACCCUGCCCCCACCGUGAUCUGGCAGAAGAUACUCUCUCAGGGAAAUAAGGGCGCAGCUGGGUCAGCCCCCGGUGCCACGGAGGAUGCAGGGGACAGUGACGAGUGGGUGUUUGACAAGAAGCUGCUGUGUGAGACCGAGGGCCGGGUCCGCGUGGAGACCACCAAGGAGCGCAGCAUCUUCACUGUGGAGGGAGCGGAGAAGGAAGACGAGGGCGUCUACACAGUCACUGUGAAGAACCCAGUGGGCGAGGACCAGGUCAACCUCACAGUCAAGGUCAUCGACGGGCCAGACCCCCCCGCGGCCCCCCAGAUCAGCAACGUGGGCGAGGACUGCUGUACCGUGCGGUGGGAGCCGCCUGCCUACGAUGGAGGACAGCCGGUGCUGGGCUACAUCCUGGAGCGCAAGAAGAAGAAGAGCUACCGCUGGAUGCGGCUGAACUUCGACCUGCUGCGGGAGCUGACCCACGAGGCGCGGCGCAUGAUCGAGGGCGUGGUGUACGAGAUGCGCGUCUACGCGGUCAACGCCAUCGGCAUGUCCAGGCCCAGCCCUGCCUCCCAGCCCUUCAUGCCUAUCGGCCCCCCCAGUGAACCCACCCACCUGGCAGUGGAGGACGUCUCUGACACCACCGUCUCCCUCAAGUGGCGGCCCCCGGAGCGCGAGGGAGCAGGAGGCCUGCACGGCUACAGCGUGGAGUAUUGCCGGGAGGGGGGCUCAGAGUGGGUGGCCGCAGUGCAGGGUCUGACGGAGCGCACGUCCAUGCUGGUGAAGGACCUGCCCACGGGUGCCCGGCUGCUCUUCCGCGUGCGGGCGCACAACGUGGCCGGACCCGGGGCCCCUGUCUCCACCAAGGAGCCCGUGACGGUGCAGGAGAUACUGUUGCGACCACGGCUCCAGCUGCCCAGGCACCUGCGGCAGACCAUCCAGAGGAAGGUCGGGGAGCCCGUGAACCUCCUCAUUCCUUUCCAGGGCAAGCCCCGGCCUCAGGUGACCUGGACCAAAGAGGGGCAGCCGUUGGCAGGCGAGGAGGUCAGCGUCCGCAACAGUCCCAGCGACACCAUCCUGUUCAUCCGGGCUGCUCGCCGUGCCCACUCGGGUGCCUAUCAGGUGGCCGUGCGCAUCGAGAACAUGGAGGACAAGGCCACGCUGGUCCUGCAGGUGGUGGAUAAGCCAAGUCCCCCCCAGGACAUUCGGGUCACCGAGGCAUGGGGUUUCAAUGUGGCUCUGGAGUGGAAGCCACCCCAGGACGACGGCAACACGGAGCUCUGGGGUUACACAGUGCAGAAAGCCGACAAGAAGACCAUGGAGUGGUUCACCGUGCUGGAGCACUACCGCCGCACCCACUGCGUGGUGUCCGAGCUCAUCAUCGGCAAUGGCUACUACUUCCGGGUCUUCAGCCACAACAUGGUGGGGCCCAGCGACAGAGCCGCCACCACCAAAGAGCCUGUCUUCAUCCCCAGACCAGGCAUCACAUACGAGCUGCCCAGCUUCAAGGCCCUGGACUUCUCGGAGGCGCCAAGCUUCACGCAGCCGCUGGUGAAGCGCUUUUUUUUUGACACCAGCCUCUGUUGCGCCGUCCGGGGCAGCCCCAAGCCCAAGAUCUCCUGGUUCAAGAACGGCCUGGACCUGAGGGAGGACGCCCGCUUCCGCACGUUCAGCAAGCAGGGCGUGCUGACCCUGGAGAUCAGGAAGCCCUGCCCCUUCGACGGCGGCGUGUACGUCUGCAGGGCCACCAACCUACAGGGCGAGGCACAGUGUGAGUGCCGCCUGGAGGUGCGAGUACCGCAGUGACCAGGCCGGCUCCCCACUCUGGCCAGGUACAAGCAGAUGCCAGUCCUGUGUGCCAGGAGCCGGAGGACGCCG
Messenger RNA from Tupaia belangeri chinensis (Chinese tree shrew), 3980 nucleotides. RefSeq names its product myosin binding protein C3 (gene MYBPC3). Lineage: Eukaryota; Metazoa; Chordata; Mammalia; Scandentia; Tupaiidae. Gene Ontology annotation, molecular function: protein binding. The record is from RefSeq and is a predicted model, not a curated record.